CACUCACUUGCUUCACCGACUCCAUCACCUCUUCCACUGCUAUCCAUUUAGCGCCACGCAUCUCCGAGGGCUACUGGCCAUACACAAACCCUGCUUCCGUUUCCCCGGCUCUCCGCCGCUACAUCUGAGAGGCCCACUGCCCCAAGGUUUCAAGGAGGACGCGUGCGCCUCACUCUUCCAUCACUUCAUCGCCUCUCACGGAAAGGAUCUCUUCCGCACCCCCGCAAGCCAACAUGGCAGAACCUACGUCGGUGUCCAACACUCGCCUCUACUUGGGGAACUUGCCCAGAAGCGCUACCAAGGCCGAUGUUGAGAACCACUUCAACACCCAUGGCACCGGUGAAAUUACCGAGAUCAAGCUCAUGAAUGGCUUUGGCUUUAUCGAGUACAAGGAUGCGCUGGAUGCGCGCGAUGUCGUACCCGCUUUUCAUGGUUCCGACUUCAUGGGCGAGCGUCUCGUUGUGCAGUUCGCUCGAGGUGGCAAUCGUCCCCGUGAUGACUUUCAGGCCCCGCGUCAGGCCCCACGUCCACGCCGUACUGUCCAUCGCAUGACCAUCACUGGCCUUCCCCAGGAAACCAGCUGGCAGGAUCUGAAAGAUUUCGCGCGUCAAUCCGGUCUUGAUGUGGUCUACAGUGAAGUUGGCAGAGACCGCGACUCCAGCGGCAGCACGAAAGGUUUCGUUGAAUACGAGACGGCGGCCGAUCUUGCUGCAGCUGUGGAGAAGCUGGACAACAGCCAAUUCAAGGACGCCACCGUCCGCUGCAUCUCUGACCCCCAAUCUGAUAUUCCACGCCCUCGCGAGCCUCGCUUCCGUUCCCGCUCUCCUGGCUAUCGUGGACGUGGCUACGGAGGCCCGCCCCAGGAUGACUACUACGACCGUCGUGGCCCGCCCCGUGGAUACAGCCCCCGCCGUGAUGACUACCGUCGUCGUACUCCUCCUCGCGGUGGCUACUACGAUGACCCUCGCGAGGACCGCUACGGCCCCCCACCGCCGCGUCGUGGCCCGCCCAUGGACGACUACCCUCCCCCACCCCGCGGCCGCUACCCGGAUGAUCGCUACGGCGCCCCACCACCAGCCCGCGGCUAUGGAGAGCCUGAGCCGUACGUCAAUGGGCACGGAAGGGAGCCCUACGGUCGUCCUCCUCCUCCCCUCAGCCCUAGGAGGGAGGGUAGGGGCUACGAUGGAGGAUACCCCGAGCCGAGGCGCUACUGGUGAAUAUCGUCCUUUCUUUGAUUGUCCUCGCCCCAGUGCUUUUCGUCCGCGUCGUAUUGGCAAGCACUAAUCACCAAAAAGAUUGCCUUUCGGAUGAAUGGCAUCGGCCAAUCGGCGAUCAACUUGCAUGCAAUUAACGUCGAGGAUGGAAGGGGGGGAUUUAUAAGAGGGUCGAUCCGGCGCACAUCCACGGCGAAUGCAGAGUGGUUUAAAGAUCGAGAUUGAAUGCCCAGUGUGUGGUGAACCAACUGGACGUUGCUAAUUCCACAUACGCCCAUCGGCAGCCAACGUCACAUCUCUGCAACUUGGCUGUCCCGGGAAGUUUUAUUAGGCGGGCAGUGUAAUUGUUUUGAUAGUAUCGACGUAUCAAAAGCAGAAUUGUCCUG
Molecule: messenger RNA, 1600 nt
Organism: Neohortaea acidophila
Lineage: Eukaryota; Fungi; Ascomycota; Dothideomycetes; Mycosphaerellales; Teratosphaeriaceae
Exons: 7
Coding region: 234-1217 (327 amino acids)
Cellular component (GO): ribonucleoprotein complex; nucleus; cytoplasm
Molecular function (GO): mRNA binding
Source: RefSeq, a predicted model, not a curated record